Eremothecium gossypii ATCC 10895 is the source of this 615-nucleotide messenger RNA. It is a transcript of the gene CSE4, whose product is annotated as centromeric DNA-binding histone H3-like protein CSE4. Bases 1 to 615 code for a protein of 204 amino acids. The record is from RefSeq and is marked provisional. NCBI's taxonomy places the organism in Eukaryota, Fungi, Ascomycota, Saccharomycetes, Saccharomycetales, Saccharomycetaceae. Gene Ontology annotation, molecular function: DNA binding; protein heterodimerization activity; structural constituent of chromatin. The transcript has a single exon. Gene Ontology annotation, cellular component: nucleosome.
AUGGAACAGAGCAUGUCAAGCGAGCAGGCUGAGCGGGUGGCCGGGCGGGUGGAGCAGCUUGGAGGGUUCCAGAACAACGAGUCAAUCAACCAGCGGGCGCUGCUGCUGCUGCAGCGCAACCGGCAGCGGCGACAGCUGCUACAGAGACAGGAAGACCGCACACGGUACAUACCGGACGACGCGAAACGACGGGUGGUGGAGAGAGUUGCGGAGCCGGCGGCUGCGGAAUCGCGUGCGGACGGCGCGCGCGAGGAGGAGCGGGCCGCGCGUCCCGCGCGGCCACGGGAAACGCGUCGGAUAGCCAAGAAGCCGCAGCGAUACCGGCCCAGCGACGUGGCGCUCCAGGAGAUCCGCAGGUACCAGCGGUCGACGGAGCUGCUGAUUUCGCGAAUGCCGUUUGCGCGGCUGGUGAAGGAGGUGACGGACCAGUUCACGACCGUCGACCAGCAGAUGCGAUGGCAGUCGAUGGCCAUCCUUGCGCUGCAAGAGGCGAGCGAAGCGUACAUCGUGGGUCUCCUGGAACACACGAACCUGCUGGCGCUGCAUGCGAAGCGUGUGACGGUGAUGCGGAAGGAUAUGCAGCUAGCGCGGCGGAUCCGCGGCCAGUUUAUAUAG